This is a messenger RNA of Anopheles darlingi, 3189 nucleotides long. It is a transcript of the gene DIP-beta, whose product is annotated as protein amalgam. The record is from RefSeq and is a predicted model, not a curated record. Gene Ontology annotation, cellular component: neuron projection. NCBI's taxonomy places the organism in Eukaryota, Metazoa, Arthropoda, Insecta, Diptera, Culicidae. The coding region runs from base 764 to 2620 and encodes 618 amino acids. The transcript has 11 exons.
UACACUGCGAACUGGUCGUCGUUGACGUUGUCGCUUUAUCCGUACGCAGCAGCAGCACUUGGCAGCAGCAGCAGCAGCAGCAACAGCAGCAGCAGUAAUAGUACUAGCACGAGAUCGCCGCCAACAGACAACACUGGCGAUCCGUAGUGCGGCGUAGUGGGUCUAGUGUUGGUUCGUGCGCGGCGUAGCAAUGGAUCCACCACCACCAUAGUUGCACGCCACUGGUCUGACCGCGUCUGACGGACAGCAUCAACUUCAACCAAUCAACCGCGAACCAGCGCAGCUAGCAGCGAGACACCAUUCAACAAACAGCGCCACCGUACCAAAGGUGGCGCGGCAGAUGGCCCACGACAGACUGCCGUACGCUGCUGUCUUUGCAGUGCCCUUCGUCGUCGUCCUAGUGUAGCGGAGACCGAGCAUCGGGCCGAGGAUCGUGGAUCCGCGAAACGCCGCGAAGGCAUGCGGGGGACGGGCGAACGGACGUUACACCAAACCUGUGAGAUUAGGCAACCGAAGCAGGCGCCAGCGGAAGAGUUAAACCAAAGCAAGAGCCGAGGCAUCGAAGCCCUCCGGUAUGCGACACGGCGGCAGUGAUCUCACCCGGCCAGCAUCGAUACAGCAGCAGCAGUAGCAACAGCAGCAGCAGCAGCAGCAGCAGCAGCAGCAGCAGCAGCAGCAGCUGCUCCAAAGCGAGCUCUUCGCGCAGCCGCUACCUAGGCUACGUAUCACGACAAGCACAACAGCCGACAACGGCAGCAGACGAAUGACGACGGCGGUGGCAGCGGUGGCGGCCACGUACCAGCGGCGGCCCACAGGAGCCCACAGGCACCAACACAGAACAGUGCCGGCUACGACGAGGCCUCCCGGGCUACGGCAACCGCUACCGAUCGGCCGGUCCCGAUCGGCACGGGCAUGCUGGACGCUGGACGCGGACGCAGUGCCCAGUAACGCUUCUCAGCCUCCUUGUCUUCGCAGUAGUCGUCCAGCGUCCAACAGUAAUCAUAAUAGUUCUAACAGUAUAUGUUUUUGUUACCAAUACCUUCGACCUGUAGCUAUCCUGUACAUAAUGCUAGCGGCGCUCCUGGCCAACGUGUCAGCAUUCGAACCAGACUUCGUUUACCCACUGGAGAACGUAACGGUGGCGAAAGGACGCGAUGCCACCUUUACCUGCGUCGUCAACAAUCUCGGUGGUUAUCGGGUCGCCUGGAUCAAGGCGGACGCGAAGGCAAUACUGGCGAUCCACGAGCACGUCAUCACCAACAAUGGGAGGCUGUCGGUUACGCAUAACGACUACAACACCUGGACGUUGGUCAUACGCAACGUCAAGAUGGAGGACCGGGGCGUGUACAUGUGUCAAGUGAACACGGACCCGAUGAAGAUGCAGGUACGUGUAUCGCUGGUGAGCCCUGUGACGAUCCAGCAAACCAAUCCCCCUCCUUGCUCUCUGACCCAACGACUACUCUCGGUACACGCUGACACGCUUAUAUCUCUCGCCGCUUACUGCCAGACGGCUUUCCUGGAGGUGGUCAUACCACCGGACAUCAUUUACGAGGAAACGUCGGGCGACAUGAUGGUACCGGAGGGCGGUUCGGCCAAGCUGAUCUGCAAAGCCCGGGGCUACCCCAAGCCGAAGAUCGUGUGGCGCCGCGAGGAUGGCCGUGAAAUCAUCGCCCGCAACGGGACUCACGGCAAGAUGAAGGCGACAAUCGUGGAAGGUGAGAUACUGUCCUUGACGAAGGUGACGCGCUCGGAGAUGGGGGCCUACAUGUGCAUCGCCUCGAACGGGGUCCCGCCGUCGGUGAGCAAGCGGCUCAAACUGCAAGUACACUUCCAUCCGCUGAUCCAGGUGCCGAAUCAGCUGGUCGGCGCACCACUGAAUACCGACGUGACGCUCAUCUGCAACGUGGAGGCCUCUCCGAAAGCCAUCAAUUACUGGCAACGUGAGAACGGUGAGAUGAUCAUCUCGAAUGAGCGCUACCUGAUGAACGAGAACGAAAGCUCGAUGUAUGCAGUCCAGAUGACGCUUGUCAUCCGCAAGCUGCACAAGGCGGAUAUGGGCGGCUACAAGUGCAUCUCGAAAAACAGCAUCGGCGACGCGGAGGGUACGAUCCGGCUGUACGAGAUGGAGCUGCAGAAGAAGUCCAAAUCGGCCCUCCGGCUGAACGGUGUCGAGGAUACCUCAGGCAACGAUGAGAUCAAUGCCACGCCAAACGUCGAUCAGCUGGAGGAAACGAACAAAAUCCACAAAAACGGCAGGCUGUACAAGGGGUUGCAGACCGGCGACAACGACCUCAUUACCUCAAGCACGAACAGUGCGAUCCGGCCGCAUCCGGCGCCUCUCCAAGCGGCCACUACUAGCAGCUGCUGGUGCUUCGUCCUGCUCCUGCUGUUUGCCCUGGCCACGACCAGUGUGCGCUUCCAGUGUGCGAUCACACUGGUUUCGUUGCCGGCACGGAUCCAGACCAGCCACCACCGGACCGCCGGACCGCCGGACCGUCAACGUUCGCAACCACAACCGUCCGAACCACCACCGGAACCGGCGCGGUGGAUGGACAGCGAAUUACCACCGGACCGGCGUCGGCGUCGUUGUCAACUCAGCCCUCACCAGGUUCUCAGCUAGGUGAGAGCAGACAGAGUCCGUCAUCCGUCGUCAUCCAAACCGUAGUAGGUUCCUCUGGUUACGGUUGCUUCUCCUUGUUGAGUUCACCCUAAUGUUACCUUAUUGACCGAUGCCGAUCACGUGACAAUGUAUGUGUGUGUGUGUAUGUAUGUAAGUAAGUAACCGGAGCAACCGAUGCCGGUCCGGUAGCACAUCAGCUCUGAUCAGCAGAGGGAAACCGACCGACCGACCGACCGAACUAUAGGGCUCUUGCCUGGCGCUCAAAUGCGUUGGAGGUAGGCGAGGGUUGCGGUUUUCGAGUGUAUACGAGACUUGACCCUCCCCUGUCGAGACUCGAUCCACCAACCAUACCAUUUCUCUAAUGCAGCCCUUCGCUGACUCUCCUGGAAUAAGAGUCACAAAGCUGCAGUGUUGAAAAGUGAUUACGAAAAUGCGGUUAAGUAGAAAAGAAGAAUCUAAACGCGAAUCAGAAAGAGAGAGUGUGUGUGUGUGUGUGCGCGCGCGCGUGUGUGUGUGUGUGUGUGUGUGUGUUUGUAUGUUUAUUGUGCAGCAAAAGAGCCAGAACCGAA